Messenger RNA from Drosophila serrata, 1791 nucleotides. It is a transcript of the gene Snap24, whose product is annotated as Synaptosomal-associated protein 24kDa. The record is from RefSeq and is a predicted model, not a curated record. Lineage: Eukaryota; Metazoa; Arthropoda; Insecta; Diptera; Drosophilidae. Gene Ontology annotation, molecular function: SNAP receptor activity; syntaxin binding. Gene Ontology annotation, cellular component: plasma membrane; SNARE complex. Gene Ontology annotation, biological process: synaptic vesicle priming; synaptic vesicle fusion to presynaptic active zone membrane; exocytosis.
GACAAGGCGUAUGUAUACAAAUUGGCGUAGUGUGUGAAAAAUCGUAUUUGCCAAAUAAUUAUUAUUAUUGUUGCUGAAUUGCACAUUGUUGUGUGAAAAAGUUCCUGCUUUACAAACGAGCACAAAUCGAGCUUAACCCCGUCUCAACUACAUAUCCGUCUUGGCCAACACAAUCUGCACCCACCGCACACACACCGAAGGCAGUCCAAGAUUUCGCACUGUGAGUCACUUGUCCAGAUUUCCCCGAGAGCCGUACGUAAAGACAGCAGACGUCGCCGUCGCCGUCGCCGCGCAACCACUUGCUUGGUAAUUACUUAAGCCACUUUUUCGAGGCAAGCAGCUAGUCCAGAAAUGGCCGCCGUUGAAAACAAUGAGCCCCGCACGGAGCUGCAGGAACUGCAGUUCAAGUCCGGCCAAGUGGCGGAUGAGUCCCUGGAGAGCACGCGACGGAUGCUCAGUCUGAUGGACGAGAGCAAGGAGGCGGGCAUCCGCACGUUGGUGGCUCUCGACGACCAGGGCGAGCAGCUGGACCGCAUCGAGGAGGGCAUGGAUCGCAUCAACGCCGACAUGAGGGAGGCGGAGAAGAAUCUGAGCGGCAUGGAGAAGUGCUGCGGCAUCUGUGUGUUGCCCUGGAAGAAGGUGAACAUCAAGGAUGACGGCGAGAGUGCUUGGAAGGCCAAUGACGAUGGGAAGAUCGUGGCCAGCCAGCCGCAGCGCGUCAUUGAUGAGCGGGAACGCGGAGGAAUGGGCGCUCCGCCGCAAUCGGGCUAUGUGGCGCGUAUUACAAACGAUGCCCGCGAGGAUGAGAUGGACGAGAACCUUGGCCAGGUGAACUCCAUGCUAGGAAAUUUGCGCAACAUGGCGCUGGACAUGGGCUCGGAGCUGGAGAACCAGAACAAGCAGGUGGACCGCAUCAAUGCAAAGGGCGAUGCAAACAACAUACGUAUGGACGGUGUCAACAAGCGCGCCAACAACCUGCUCAAGAGUUAAAUUCGCAUAAAAGACAGUCUCAAAUCCAAAUCAAAAACAAAAUUAAUAGUGAAACACGAUAGCCAGGAAUCCACGGAAUAGCCAGUCAGUCUCCUCCCGCUACCAUCAACCAAACAGGAGAGGGUUCGAACCAAAAAUGUGUGGGCACAAACAGCAGCAGCAGCUGUUACUGCAGGCUACUGCUUUAUUUAUACUAUAUAUUAUAUACAAAUACAAGUAGUAUACUUGACUCCGGCUCCUGGCGGACAACAAACGUAACGGACGCAUCUACAUACCUACCAGCGCACCUCACCAGCCGGGAGAACUUGCUACUUUCUACGACUAUACUUAUACAUAUAUAUACUGUUCUAAAUACGUGCAAAAGCAAACCACAAAUAUUAACUACUUACUAUUACUCGUGUACAAAUAGGGGCGACCCCCUCUCGGAUUUGCCGGAAACAAUUUUAUUAUGAGAUUUACCAGAUGAUGGACGUACUCUGUUUUUGGUACAAAACUUUUUGAGCAUUUUACCAAACUCUGUGUGGAAUCAAAACCCAUGUAACUACUGAGAUGUAUGAAUAUAUUUACAAUUUGUAUAACCACCGGACACCGAGAACCGAUCAUGGGUGGUGUCUCAUAUCGUAGCCAAUUCUAUGUUUUACAUUGUUAAAGUUUCUUUGCUUUAGUCGAGAUGCGAUGAUGCCAUUUAACCACCAACAAAAAAGUCCAGCACAGAUUCGAUUGAAUUAUUAAUGUAACCUAGACUCGCACACGAACCCGGCCUCUUUCUUCGUAUAUGUAUGUCCCAAGUGAAUGUAACAG